AUGGCUGAAUAUCAAUCGAACGGGCGGUUGUUCGCUCUCUUCGCCCUCCAGUGUCUCAUCCCCACUGUCCUCCUAAUCACAACACCCAAAAGGUCAACUCUACGUUAUUUGUCUAUACCAGUUAUGAUAUGGCUCGUUUCCCAAAUGAUGUACCCUAUUCACACACCGGUAUACCCAUCGACCUUUCUCAUUGGAAACAGUGCAACCUUCAUCCUCACAGCUCUGGAACUUCUAUUGAUCAAGCCACAAGCUGGGAGCGACUUCGUCGAUGCUAAUGGAAAGCAAAAAAGCUUUUUAUCUCGACUAUUUGAAGCUUUUCAACUAAUCACAUGCUCACGCGCGAUCAACACACCUCGACAAGCGAAGAAUAUUCCGCCUUUCCAAGAAUACUACAGCAAGAGAGAUUCGAAAGUGAUCCCGCGAGGUCGCUUCUUGAUUAGAGAAAGUGCUAUUGCUGUCUGGCAGUUUCUAGCUAUAGAUACAAUUACUGUAUUGGCAUCUAGACAAGCUAUGGAGAACCAAGAGGAACAAUCUUCAACUUCAAUUUCUUCUGGCUAUAUGCCGGGGCUAGGGAGGAUAGCAGAGGCUAUUCAGAUGCUUUUUACUUGGUUAUUUCUGCUUCGGGUCCUCAUGGGCUUUUACUACCGCGUCUCUGCGAUCGUCUUUGUGAGCCUGGGGGAUCCUCCCUCGAACAGCCCGCCACUUGUUGGGAGAAUGAAAGAUAUAUAUACACUACGGAAUUUCUGGGGAAAAUUCUGGCAUCAGAUGCUACGAAUUCCUCUCACGUCGACUAGCAACUUUCUUGCGCGUGAUGUCCUCGGCCUACCCAGAUCAUCGUUCAUCGAACGAUACACCAACGUUUUCAUCGUUUUCUUUUUCUCCGGCUUAAUCCACGUAGUAGUCGACACUGUGCGAAACAUUUCACCAUGGGAAAUGGGGACUAUGUCCUUCUUCCUCUCUUUUGUUUUCGGUUAUAUGAUUGAAGACGGUGUCCUGGCUCUCUGGAAACGAACGCGAGGUUCCCAGGACAAUGCUGGCUUGCCCCCACUAUGGCAAAGGAUCCUUGGCUUUUGCUGGGUUAUGACAUGGCUGGGUGUUACGUCUCCUUGGUUUUUCAAGUCAGCGAUGCUAAAGCCGGAGGAACAGAUGGCUUUGGUUCCUUUCAGCGUUGCUGGGCUCAUUAGUCUUCCUGUGUUGAGUUCUAUAGUCAUUGGCGGUGGUAUUGUGUUGAAGUUUGUAUUCGAGGGAGAAUUUUGA
Molecule: messenger RNA, 1257 nt
Organism: Penicillium vulpinum
Lineage: Eukaryota; Fungi; Ascomycota; Eurotiomycetes; Eurotiales; Aspergillaceae
Product: wax synthase family protein
Exons: 2
Coding region: 1-1257 (418 amino acids)
Biological process (GO): lipid metabolic process
Source: RefSeq, a predicted model, not a curated record